Molecule: messenger RNA, 3103 nt
Organism: Esox lucius (northern pike)
Lineage: Eukaryota; Metazoa; Chordata; Actinopteri; Esociformes; Esocidae
Product: coagulation factor IX
Exons: 9
Coding region: 1217-2653 (478 amino acids)
Biological process (GO): blood coagulation; proteolysis
Cellular component (GO): extracellular region
Molecular function (GO): serine-type endopeptidase activity; calcium ion binding
Source: RefSeq, a predicted model, not a curated record
UAAAGACAAAAAAUAUAAAAAAAAUAGCAGUGCCCAUGAUGAUGUUGUAAUUCAUUAAACCCCCUAAAAUGUUUAAUUGAUUGUCAAUCAACAGUUUAAAAUGAUUACCUAUGAAAGAAGCCAGUUAACCAUAAACCCAGCCUCAUCCAUCUGUCACUGCAGCCCAAACGCCAGCGGCCCCCUCUCCCAUUUCCUCUGCUCCUCUUGCUCAGUUAUUAAAACAUUUGUCUAAUGUUUUUAAAUUUACUUUCAUUACCAUGCUAUACUUAAUCACUUAUUAGUUUCAUUGAUACAGUAAUGGAGGAGGAUUAGGAUUUUUUUAUUGUCCAUCUGAUGGAGUAUUUUAUUUUUAAACCAACCACAUCCAAAUUAGUGAUUGAUUUAAUUGCUUCUAUGAUGUCUGUAAUCAAAUGUUUUCUGUACCCUCAGGUUCACUUAUAGUAUUUUUGCCUGUUGGUAGAAGUUGUGGUAUAAGGGUUUGCAUGCAACAGUGAUAUUUGGGAGGAUGUCUGAACCGAUAUUCUUUAGUAGGUAAUCAAAAAUGGGGCACAUGACUCAAGCAAAAAAAAACAGACCAAAGUACAACCACUGAGAAAUAAUUGGAUAUUUCAAAUGUCAGCCAAUAGCGAUUAUUGGAAUAAAUUAGUGCAUCUUUUUGGUUACUAUUGGGAUACUCUACCUGUUCAUUUGCUUACCUCUGCUAUAGUAUCUGCUGCUAACAGCUAUCAUAAAUUCUGUGGUAUCCAUUUAAAGGUCGAACAUUGUGCUAAACAUCACAGCUUGAUUUUGAACAGCUUAUUUCUCAAUAAAGGCUGCAUUCAAAGAGGCCCUCAAAUUUGGAUAUUUUUCACUAGUAAUUUACCUUUUGACCAAUCACAUCAUAUUGUCUGAUUAGUGAAAAUAACAGGAAUUGUAAUCUGUGCAAAUGGGGUGUAAGACAUUCUGUCUAAGAGUACAAUGAAAUCAGAUACAUACCAAUGAUGAAGUCACUAAAUGUGUCAGUUAAAUGAGUAAAAUGUGAAUGUUAUAUUGCAAAAUUAAGUGACUUGAACGUUGCAGUGGGUAUUGCCUCAUUCCCUGUGUCAAUAUUUAGAAUCUAGUUAAAGAUCAAUAGCCGAGCUUCAGAGCAAAUUCACCAUUUUAGCGACACACAAAAAAGAAAAGUCCAGCUGAUACUAUUUAACUCCAACUUCUACCUGGGUUGGCCCAUAGAAGGAUGUUGCAGUCCAAGACUUGGCUCAUCACCCUACUUCUGAUUUCUGUCUAUUCCCUAUUAGAAUCAAAAGUGUUUUUGGAGCCAAGGGAUGCGGUUCAGUUGCUCCGAGGGGUCAGGCGGCCCAGGGCCAACUCCUUCCUGGAGGAGAUUAUGCCUGGGAACCUGGAGCGUGAGUGCUAUGAGGAGACCUGCUCCCAAGAGGAAGCUGCCGAGAUCUUCCAGACUAAGGAGAAGACGAUGGAGUUCUGGUAUAGGUAUAAGAAUUUGAAUCCAUGCCACUACAACCCAUGUAAGAAUGGAGGAAUCUGCACCACUAAUCGGGAUGAAUACCUCUGCCUGUGUCCUCCCCGUUACGAGGGCAAAACAUGUGCAAUAGAGGUGUUUGAGUGCCAAUUUAAAAAUGGAGGCUGUCUGCAUUACUGCACCGACCAGGAGCGAACCAAAGGGGUCCAGUGUAGCUGUGCAGAGGGCUACAAGUUAGAUGAGGAUGGCAAGACAUGCUCUGAAGCAGCAUCAUUCCCUUGUGGCUUGAAGCUGAAAGAGGCCUCACUACGGCGCUCUCUGCCAGAGGAGUAUGAGAACAUUACUCUGGCCUCAGAUGUCCCCUCCUCUGAUUGGAACACUACAACCCCAAUGGAGGGAGAGGGCAAUUCAACCCAGCCAGGAGUCAACAGCACUGAAGACCUGACAGAUGUUAAUGAAGACUCUCGGAUAGUAGGAGGGCAACUGGAAAAGCAGGGAGGAAGCCCAUGGCAGGUCCUGAUCCACAGAAAGGAUGGGUAUGGCUUCUGCGGGGGAACUCUUAUUAGUCAGCGUUGGGUUAUUAGUGCUGCACACUGCAUGGAGCAAACCCCUGACCAUAUAACUAUAGGGGACUAUGACAAGGAGCGUCCGGACCCAGGUGAACAAAAGAUCCACGUGGAGAGGGUUGUUGUACACCCGCACUUCCAUGAAUACACCUUCGAUAGUGACAUUGCUCUCAUGUACCUUUCCUCGUCUGUGGUACUGAGCCCAGCGGCAAUUCCCAUCUGCCUUCCCAACGAUCACUUGGCGCAGCACCUCCAGCGGGAUGAUGUGAGGGGCUUGGUCACAGGCUGGGGCGCCACGCAGUACUUCGGGCGUUCCUCGCGCUUCCUACGCAAAGUCUAUCUGCCCAUGGUCGACCAGCAGGAAUGUAUCCGCUCUACGGAACAGGUUAUCACCGACAACAUGUUCUGCGCGGGCUAUACGGAGGCCAGCAUGGACGCAUGCAGUGGAGACAGUGGCGGCCCCUUUGUGGUCAACUACCGAGGAACCUGGUUCCUUACCGGGGUGGUGAGCUGGGGGGAGCAGUGUGCCGCCCGUGGGAAGUAUGGUGUCUUUACCCGGCUAGGGAACUACUUGCACUGGAUAAAGGAUACUGUAGAAAACCAGGAUCAUAACAGUACACAUACCUGAAGGGUUGCUUGGAGACAACCUUAGUACAUUUCCUCUCUCUUGGGUGCUUAGAUGUUUGCAAAUCUGAAGGGGCUGGAAAUAGUGGUCUUCUAUCAUAUUGCUUGUAUUUUACAUCACAGCAACAUCAAAGGAUUAUAAUCAAGGGCAUGGAAUCAAGUCAAACCUAGCCCCUAAACUUAAGUUUCAGGACUAGAGUCCUUUGUUUGGCAGUUAUAACUGAAAUUGUAUUAAAAUCACUUGCCACUAGCAAAACAUAGUUGGAAUGUUAUUAAUGUGUAUUAAUGCAAUAGUUCACUCCACAGUCAAUUUAGUUCAGACAUCAACAUGGGCCAAAUUAAAUCUAAAUGUGUGAAGCUCUCAAAUGUUGCACAUUACCUUCUGAGGUAUGUGAAGCAUGUCAAUCUACAUUUUAUUGAGAUUGUAUAUAAAUUGAAAUGUCACCCUGUUAAU